UAGAUUUCGUACUUCCGCCACCCAGCGUGGAGAGACCAAACAAAGUGGCUGCGCAGUAGUAGUUUAGCAGAAGUUGUUUUCUUUAAUAUUACCCGCGUGUGGGUUAUAUAAUCAGCUGUAAAAGUAAAUAAAAUCGCAGGGAAACAUGGCGGAGAGUGACUGGGACACAGUGACCGUUCUGAGGAAGAAAGGAUCCGCAGCGCAGGCCAAAUCCAAACAGGCUGUAACCGCCGCUCAGAGACGAGGAGAAGCCGUCGAAACUUCCAAGAAAUGGGCUGCUGGUCAGAAUAAACAGCAUGUUAUUACCAAGAACACAGCCAAACUGGACAGAGAAACUGAGGAGCUCCAUCAUGAUAGAGUGUCUGUUGGGGUGGGCAAAGUCAUACAGCAAGGCCGGCAAAAUAAGGGCAUGACCCAGAAGGAUUUGGCCACGAAAAUUAACGAGAAGCCGCAGGUCAUUGCAGAUUAUGAAUCUGGAAAGGCCAUUCCCAAUAAUCAAGUGAUGGGAAAGAUUGAGAGAACAAUUGGACUUAAACUCCGUGGAAAGGAGAUUGGGCUGCCUUUUGAUGCAGGUCCCAAGACGAAAUGAACAAAAAAUCCUCGAAAUCCACCACUUUGCAUUUAGAUUCUCAUUAUAGCCAUUUCAAUCACUUUAUAUAUGCUGCUGCCGCCUCAUAUGUUUUCCUAAACCAGUAAUAAAAAUCAUUUCAGUGGUGGACCAAAUGUCAUUUAGGUGACAAUUUAAGAAUCUUUGCUUACAUGGUUUUAUGAAUGCUGCAUACAUUAAGAACACUUUUUUUUUUCUUAAGGUUUAUAAACAUGCCAACCAGUCUACUGUGUUCUUUACGGUUUGAUUUUAUGCUUGCCUUCAAGAAAUAAAAUUGAAUCUUUUGGACUUGA
This is a messenger RNA of Trichomycterus rosablanca, 900 nucleotides long. RefSeq names its product endothelial differentiation-related factor 1 (gene edf1). Gene Ontology annotation, cellular component: nucleus. Bases 146 to 589 code for a protein of 147 amino acids. The record is from RefSeq and is a predicted model, not a curated record. NCBI's taxonomy places the organism in Eukaryota, Metazoa, Chordata, Actinopteri, Siluriformes, Trichomycteridae. Gene Ontology annotation, molecular function: DNA binding. The transcript has 5 exons.